AUGCGCGCGCUCUCCGAUCAGCUCGUCCAGAACCCGAAGGCCGGACCAUUGGUGUUGAAGUUCGGACAGGCGGGUGCUGGGAAAACGGUCACCGCGCCAGUCACCGAGAUCCAUGCUGCGUUUUCCAACGGUGGGCGUCUUGGUUACUUACGAAGGAAUAUCCUGGUGGAGAGGGGACUAAUGCCCGAAAAGGAAAGCUUAGGAGGUGGGGACCGUCUGAUUAUGGAUUUAAUGCACUGGGGCAGGAACGGUCUGAGGUUGAUCUCAACCUCGCUUCUAGGUGCAAACGUGCACAUUACCUUUCAAACCGAAUGGAUGGCCAAGCAACUAGUGCGUCGGGAUCAGGAGAAUCGGGUCUAUUCCGGCGGUCUCCUUUCCGACGUCACGUACAGAUUCUUCAAGCAUGGUUACCUCCUCACCACGUCAAUGUACAGUGACGUUCUUCAUCGAUGGAUUCUGGUUCAACUCACCUGGAUGUGGGGCCUCGAAGAAGGCCACUAUUGGGCCCAUUUCACCACCUUGCUCCGACAGAUCUCUCAGGCCGAUUUGACGUACCACAAGCGUGAUCUGUUGACUCAACAGGUCGUCGAUUUCUCCUUGGCCCAGAAGAAGGGGUUUGUAAGUGCCUACAUGGAGGUUUUUAACGAAGCCGAUCCCGCCAAGGCCUUGGACAAGUUGAAAGGUUGCCACGAACACUUUCGUCAAUUGGUCACUCGGAUCAAACGAAAUCGUAAUGUGGUUGAUGCAAGUCAAUUGGCCAAAUUUGAACGCAUGGCUUACAACCUUCUAGAACCGGACAAACCCAAUGGCCUGACCCUCGGUCAGAAAUUCGAACAGCUUGCUCGUUUAUUCCCUAAAGCCAAGCCUUGGCUCGAUUGGUGGAAUACGUCCGACAUCCACAGCAUGUUGUUUUGUGCACGACCUCGUCUACCCCUAGACGAUCCACCUCUGGAAGAUGGAAGUAAUCUUGACGCCAAGCUUCCUGAAACCACCAACGGUCAGGAAUCAAUGCAUAGGCAAUAUUAUAUAUUGACUUCUGGACAAUGUACUAUUGUCCAAGGUUUCGUCCAGCUUCUUCUAUUUACAGAAUCCCUGAAGAGAGACGAUCAACAAGUGCGACGAGGGAUUUCCAUCAAGUACGGGAACAACUGGGAUUCUGUGGUUGAGACUUUGGGCCUCCUGACACCACUGAUGUCCUCAUCACUUGCCCCAAAAAGCUCGGCCGGCCCUAUGGAUCUCUCAACUUCAAUCGCAACCGUCACUCUUCCUAUCAGUCUUAUUCUGCCAGCAACGAUCCGGGCAAGCGCAACCAAUGCUGGGAGACAGCUUCGAUGGAAAGCUUGUUUCCUACUUUUUCAACUUUGUGGCUGGAAGGUUUGA
Melampsora larici-populina 98AG31 is the source of this 1380-nucleotide messenger RNA. RefSeq lists its product as uncharacterized. NCBI's taxonomy places the organism in Eukaryota, Fungi, Basidiomycota, Pucciniomycetes, Pucciniales, Melampsoraceae. The record is from RefSeq and is a predicted model, not a curated record. The coding region runs from base 1 to 1380 and encodes 459 amino acids. The transcript has 6 exons.